UAAGUGAAAACCCAAGAAGCUCUUCUUCCUGUAACCACUUUUUUAUUUUAUUUUUAUUUUUUCCGAAGUGGGAACAGAAAGUAUUUCAUAAGCAUAAGAUUCUGGCUUUGAGAGAAUAUGAAUUGAAGAGUUAGGUUUUUUUUUUUUGUUUGUUUGAGGUGGGAUUGUAAUGGAUUUUUGUUGUUGAGAUUGGUUUUUGGUUUGAUGGGAAUUUGUCAGGGGAAAGAGAUGAGGAAGUCGUUUAAGGACUCACUCAAGGCUCUUGAAGCUGAUAUUCAAUUUGCCAAUACCCUGGCUUCUGACUACCCAAGAGAAUAUGAUGGAGCCUGCCUUCAAAUGAGAUUAUCCUACAGUCCGGCAGCUCAUGCUUUUCUUUUUCUUGUCCAGUGGACUGAUUGUCGCCUGGCUGGGGCACUUGGUUUGCUUAGAAUACUUAUAUAUAAGGCAUAUGUGGAUGGGAAGACUACCAUUUCUAUUCAUGAAAGGAAAGCUAGUAUUAGAGAAUUCUAUGGUGACAAUCUGUUUGAAUUUUAUGGACGGGUGAUAUUUCCCUCUUUAUUACAACUUCAAAGAGGAAUUACUGAUGUCGAAGACCGGAAACAGAAAGAGAUUUGUGCAGCCAAGUACAGAAAGAAAGAUGAGAUGUAUAAGGGAAAGUUCUCUGAAAUUGAUAUAGAGAGAGAAGAAGAAUGUGGUAUUUGCAUGGAGAUACAAACUAAAAUCGUUUUGCCCGCUUGCAAUCAUUCAAUGUGUAUGAAGUGUUACCGCAAUUGGCGGGCUCGGUCUCAUUCAUGCCCUUUCUGCCGCGACAGUCUCAGGAGAGUGGAUUCAGGUGACCUGUGGAUCUACACCAGCAAGAAUGAGAUUGUUGAUUUGGCCUCCAUCUCUAGGGAGAAUUUGAAGCGACUUUUUAUGUACAUCGAUAAGUUGCCGCUCAUUACUCCGGAUCCAAUUCUUGUUUCUUAUGAUCCUUGCUACCGGUAAGGGCUUAUUCUUCAAAGGAAAAAUUGUAUAUAACAUCUGGUUGGUUGUACGCAAUUCAUGAUUCCAUUUCCUUUUAUCAGGUGAUUUAGAAAGUGCCAACAUUUGUUGAUUGCUGUUGGCUUGCUUCAAUUUGAUGCCUCUGGAUCAUGCUUAUUCAUUGGAUUUUUUAUAUAAUAGUCAAAUUUUAACGUGGGAGCAUUUCUUGUCUCACCUA
Molecule: messenger RNA, 1198 nt
Organism: Mangifera indica (mango)
Lineage: Eukaryota; Viridiplantae; Streptophyta; Magnoliopsida; Sapindales; Anacardiaceae
Product: E3 ubiquitin-protein ligase AIRP2-like
Exons: 5
Coding region: 205-984 (259 amino acids)
Biological process (GO): protein ubiquitination
Cellular component (GO): cytosol
Molecular function (GO): ubiquitin protein ligase activity
Source: RefSeq, a predicted model, not a curated record